AUGGGUUCCAUGAGACGUCCCGAGGUAUUAUGGCGCUUGGGCCAGCCAGAUCAUCAUCAGCUGGGUUGGCACCCCCGCGAUGCUUUUGGCUAUACAUUUCAUUCUGAAUCGCAGAAAUGUAGAAACACAGAGGGAAGCGCCUGGAUCGCUAGUCUCGGUGACAACGAGAAUGAGGAGGAUGAAGUCGAGCAGUUGGAUGAGAAUGGUAAUCUCGAAAAGCGAAAGGUCGACCUUGCGAUCUUGGACUUAACGGACCUGGAGAACAAAUGCUUCAUACACCCGAUAUGA
Messenger RNA from Exophiala aquamarina CBS 119918, 288 nucleotides. RefSeq lists its product as uncharacterized. Bases 1 to 288 code for a protein of 95 amino acids. Lineage: Eukaryota; Fungi; Ascomycota; Eurotiomycetes; Chaetothyriales; Herpotrichiellaceae. The record is from RefSeq and is a predicted model, not a curated record. The transcript has a single exon.